Molecule: messenger RNA, 4410 nt
Organism: Lacerta agilis (Sand lizard)
Lineage: Eukaryota; Metazoa; Chordata; Lepidosauria; Squamata; Lacertidae
Gene: FGF10
Product: fibroblast growth factor 10
Exons: 3
Coding region: 403-1137 (244 amino acids)
Biological process (GO): positive regulation of epithelial cell migration; limb development; positive regulation of ERK1 and ERK2 cascade
Cellular component (GO): cytoplasm
Molecular function (GO): growth factor activity; chemoattractant activity; type 2 fibroblast growth factor receptor binding
Source: RefSeq, a predicted model, not a curated record
AAGAGGGAGAAAGAAAGAAAAAGAGCGCCAAGAAAAUCUGCAAGCCAACCAACCGCCUGAGCUCGCCCAGAAAACUGUAAGGCAACUUUGUGUGUGUGCGCGCCCGCGCGUUUUUUUGGAAAGGACUCGAAGGAUUAAUAAAAGGAGGGCGAAACAAACCGAACCAAGGAGAGCGAGUGGAAGUGGGGUGAACCCAAAGUGGAGCGAAGGCACCGUUUCCUGCGGAGCGCUUGGCCCCCUGAGGCAUGGAAGUCGGCGCCCUCCCUCCAGGCCAGAUCAGCGCGCCGAGGUCUGUGAGCAGGAGGGCCCCCCAUCAGCUGUCCCCUCGCCUCUCCCCGGGGUUCCCCCUUCCAGUAUGUUUCUUUUCAUGAGGCAUCUCCCCGCGCCCAGAGCUUCAGUACAAUGUGCAAAUGGAGACUGAUACAGGGUGCCUCAGCCUUCGCCCACCUGCCUUCCUCCUCCUCCUCCUCCUCUUCUUCCUCCUCCUCCUCCCGCCGCCGCCGCAGCUUCGUCUUCCUGCUGCUGCUCUGGAUGUCGUCGUCCCUGGCUGCCCCCUGCCAUGAGCACGGCCAAGGCAUGCUGCUCCUCAAGGCCACCAACUCUUCUUCUUCUUCUUCGUCGUCGUCGUCGUCGUCGCCAUCCUCCUCCUCUUCUUCCUCCUCCUCGCCCGCCAGCGCGGGGAGACACGUGCGGAGCUACAACCACCUCCGAGGAGACGUGCGCUGGAGGAAGCUCUACUCUUACAACAAGUUCUUCCUCCGGAUUGAGAAGAACGGCAACGUCAGCGGCACCAAGAGGGAGAACUGCCCUUAUAGCAUAUUGGAGAUAACAUCAGUGGAAAUUGGAGUUGUAGCAGUUAAAUCCAUUAGCAGCAACUAUUAUCUAGCCAUGAACAAGAAUGGAAAAGUCUAUGGUUCGAGGGAGUUUAACAAUGACUGCAAACUAAAGGAGAGAAUAGAAGAAAACGGAUACAAUACGUACGCGUCGCUGUUUUGGAGAAACAACGGGAGGCAAAUGUUUGUGGCCUUGAACGGAAAGGGAGCCACGAGGAAAGGACAGAGAACCAGGAGGAAAAAUACAACCGCUCAUUUUCUCCCCAUGGUUGUCGAGCAACAGAUGAAGGGCCUGUUCUAUUGAUAGCAGUUGAACCAAAGAUCAUUUGUCAGGAAUACUUGGUAAUCCUCUUGAAGAGGAAAGGCAGAAACAGUGCAGACGUCUGCUUGAUUGAAAAGAGGGGGGAAGCCUUUGAAGGUUUUGUGCUCUCUGCUGGCACGUGAAGUACUUCCAAUUAGUUCUGUGUCAUAUCUUAUAAUCAAGACACAAGCUGAAUCAAAUGGGAUGGGAGCUCUUUCCAGUGUGAACAAAAUUAUUAUUAAUAAUAAUAUUAUUUUUUAUCUCCGUGAUAGAACUUAAAGGACAUGAGACAAUGUAUGGAAUGAUGUUGGGGGGGAAAGUUAUUUAUGGAAUACUAACUCAUAUCAAAGACCUUCAUUGCUCAUUCAAGCCUAAUGAUCCCAUGAACAGUUAGGCACACAAGCAUUUACUGGAAAUUCAUGGAUCCUCAUAUGCAGCGAUAAAGAAGAUUCUGGAACGGUCUUGUGAAAGAAAUGAAUAGGAUUAAGAAAUAUAAGCACAUUAGAGUAAAACUGUUCUAACAAAAUAAAUAGUAUGGUUCCCCCUGCCUUGUAUGCUCAUGCCAUGCUUUUGUACUUCUCCCUAAGUUAUUUAUUUAAUAGGAUGUUAAAUAUCUUUCUUCUCUCUUUUUUUGUUUGUUCGUUUGAAGGAUUUUCUCAGUCGCUUCCUGUUGUGUUGUUGUUCUUUUUCCUUCUCUGUGUUUCACACAAGAUUGACCAAGUCAGAUGUCAAAAAGCUCACGCAAGUGUCCAAGAGCAGAGAAUAGAUAAAGCUUAGGGCUGUGGUUUUUGUUUGAUCUUGUUUGUUUGUUUGUUUGUUUGUUUUUCCUCUUGAAACUGGGUUUCUUUUUUUUUCCUUUUUUUAAUUUUGCACUUAAAAUCAAUAGGAUCAGAUAUGCAUGGGAACCGCAACGUGACCUGUGUGCUUUUUGUGUGUGUGGUUUUUGUCAGCAUCACUGAUAGUCUUUCCCUGCCACAGGAACAAAAGUUCUCAUCCUGCAUCAUCUGAAGAGUCUUGCUGCUGUUUUGAAAUGGGCUGAGUUGAACUGGUACCCAGGUGUGCGUUUCUCUCCAACUUAUUUCAGUUAAAUACCUGAUCCCAAAGAUGCUGAAAUUUAAUCAGAGCUCUUCGGCAGGUUUUGUGGAACAGACCAUAAAUGCACCCAACUGCAUCUUAUAUUGGUGUGAUCCUAUGUUUUCAGACUAAAGCUGAAUUAAGUCUAUGGAGCUGCUAACAUCUGAUGGAACAAAUUUGCCUUCUCCUCCUCCCCCCUGAAAAAAAGUAAGACAGAAAAGAGCCAAAUCUUUUGACUGCAGUCAAACAAUUUCAGAAGAGCCCAGGUGUAUGUGGUGUUGAAAAAAAUGCAGCCUCAAUCUGAACAAUCUUCCCUUUUUAACAUAGGGCAGCUUCAGAUGUUACAUAGGACCUGAGGGAGAAGAUGUAAGAGUGAAUGGCUCUGCUAGUGUAAUGAAAACUUGCCUGUGGUCCUCUGGAGAGAUGCAGCUGCUUCAUAUCUCUCUCUGUGGGAAAGAUACUAACAUUCCAACAAGGAGUGGGCCCAUGCUGCUCCUAUGUAACAUCUGGAAGCUGGCCUACAGCUCUUCAUCAUCAUACUGGCUUUGGAUACAACAUACAUACCACUGGUGUGAAAUAGCAAAAGUUAGUGGUAGCCCCUAUUACAAUCAUUUGGAAACAACAGGGAAUAUGUCCUUAGCUGAAGAUAUGGGGUUGGGUUGGAUGUUCAUUUGCUAUCUGAUGAGAGCAUUGUGCAUUAACUCUUGUGUUCUCAUUCCUUGCCUUUUGAAAACCUGAGGAACAAUGGCUGAGUGCAAAAUGGCGGAACAUGUAAGUGGGGUGGUCAACUUUUUCGUGCAAAACAGGCAGCAGCGAGCCCUAGAAACACCAGGGACUGAUCAGGAAGACCGAGUAGUUGUCUCUUGCCUCUCUCGUGUCAACACUGUGAUAGUUUGGAGGUUUAGCUAUACCUCUGAGAUAGGAGCAGGCGAGAGCAUUCUGUCAGCUUUAUGCCAUUUUAAUUUUAUCCCUUUCUUUGUUUCACUGAAAAGGACCAAUGACGUAUAAGGCACCUCAAGCCAGCUUUGCUUUGCUCACCAUGCACAUGGCAAUGUGUCGAGAGCUGGUGACAGGCCCUUGUGUCUCUGUCUGACUGGGACCUAACAUGGGAGAACUGCAUAGUCCUUUCUCAAACCAACUCAGACAAAUAGUGAUAUCUGGAACCCCCUCCCUGCAAAGUGCCUCUGAAUCACUGAUAGCUUAUACAAAGAGCAGACCAUGUGAUAAAAACUAUUCCUGGACUUUGCCAUUUCAGUCUGUUACGGAGGGCAUCAACAUAUACUGUAUAUACUCAGUGUAGAGAAAUGAAAAUACCAGGGAGAUACCAGAUUCCUUUCUAGCAUUCUUCCUGGUGGUUUUUUGUUUUUUGUUUAAAUGUGUAGGGACUCGACUUUUCCAUGGGAGAAUAUUCAAAGAGUGGUCUGAGGCAGUAUAGCCUGGAAACAGUUUAACCAUGUGAUCUGCUGUUUGUGUAGACUAGACGUGAGACUGGAGGUAUUCAAGCUGUUGGGGAUGCUUUAGCUCUGGAUUGGGCAACAUGGCGUACAAGGUCCCCUCCAACUCUAUGAUUCUAACUCUAGAGCCCAGGAUUUCCUGCAUUUAGCAGGGAAUGGGCUGUGUGGCCCACAAGUUCCCUUCCAACUCUAUGAUUCUGAAUAAAGCUGUUUGCCCUCUUUCGGUAGACAUUUCAUAACCCCUCACUGGCAAGGUGGAUACUGCCAUUCUUGCCCACUUUAACACUGACUAGACUAAUCACACUAAAGUGAACAGAUCUACUCUGAAGUAAGUGACUUGAGGAUUGCAGCCACUAUUAUUCAUAUGUGUAUAUAACUUCUGAGAGCCAGUCUGAAAGCAACAUCUUAAAUGUUCUUCAUUUAUCGCAAUAUAUACAAUGGCUCUGAAAUGCAAUAUUGGGCACAUUUUUUAAAAUGAAGUGCUCCUUUUUUCACAGCUUACACUGAGUAAAUGCGAUCUUCAGUUAAACAUAAUUAUCAACUUCGUUCAAUCUGAAAAAACACCUAUAUGAUUUUUUUUGUUUUACUUUUUUUUUUCCUUUAACGUUAGAAAGCUGUGGAUAGUUCAUCAAUAUAACCAUAAAGAGAUUCAUUUUGUUAGAGCAAGUUAAGUAGAAUACGUUACAUCAAGCCAACAUGUACCACUCUCUUCACAUUGUAUUCCACUAAAUAAAUGAAUAAAUGCGUA